AUGGAAGAUGAAAGGAAGAGAGCCAAACUGCGCAAAUCCCUGCAGCUCUGCAUCUCCAGGAAACUCAAGAAGAUCCCUCCGAUUCACAUCCCCAGCUCGACCAUUCCCGCAACCAUCGCCAGCAGCAGGCGGCUCCUCUCCACCUGCAGGUUCCCGCGUACCCCGUCGCUGGACAUCGACCAGACGGCCACCGCUACCACCACCACCACCAACAACAACAACAGCGGAGGCCACGCGGCGACGCUCUCCGACGUCGACCGCUUCCUCUUCGACAACUUUCGGUCUCUCUAUAUCCAUGACCGUGACGAUGACAACGCGCGAUUUUUGUCAUCGCCCGGGACGCCAUCCACGUCCAUUGUCGACGAGACGCAGCUCACCGCAGGAACACCAUCCUUGUCGAACUCAGUCAAGGAAGACACUGGAGAAGCCCGGCCAGGUGAUGACACCAGCGAUGAUGCGGCCAUAGUCCUAUUCUCCAUGGACCCUUACACCGACUUCAGGAGGUCCAUGCAGAACAUGAUAAAGAUGCACCACGGUCAGGAAUCUCAGUCACUGGACUGGGACUUCUUGGAGGAGCUACUCUUCUACUACCUGCAGCUCAACGAUCAAAGUGUGCACAGGCACAUUCUCAAGGCCUUUGCUGACCUCACUGCAGGAACCCAAAGGGCUAUCCCAACCCGUGGAAAGCCGCACUGGGCUGACAAGAGCGUUAGGAGUAGGAAAUACUAG
This is a messenger RNA of Triticum turgidum subsp. durum (durum wheat), 729 nucleotides long. The record is from the annotation of a GenBank genome assembly. Lineage: Eukaryota; Viridiplantae; Streptophyta; Magnoliopsida; Poales; Poaceae.